Ostreobium quekettii is the source of this 1527-nucleotide messenger RNA. The record is from the annotation of a GenBank genome assembly. NCBI's taxonomy places the organism in Eukaryota, Viridiplantae, Chlorophyta, Ulvophyceae, Bryopsidales, Ostreobiaceae.
AUGGUGGAGUUGCGGCGCGCGAUGGCGGGAGUUGGCGGAAGGGGCCUGCUGCAGGAUCCGGCGCCCGCGGAGGAGCCGGCGCGGCUUGGCAUGGUGACGCUGAUCGAGCCCAAGGGGCAGCUCGCCACGGACCUGGACAUCCUGUGGCUGCUGUUUGGCGCCUACCUCGUCUUCUUCAUGCAGUGCGGGUUCGCGGUGCUGGAGGCCGGCAGCGUGCGGGCCAAGAACACGAAGAACAUCCUGCUGAAGAACGUGCUGGACGCCUGCCUCGGCGCCCUGGUCUGGUACGGUUGGGGCUACUCCUUCGCUUACGGCGAGGGUGGAAAGCACCCGAACGAGUUCAUCGGCGGAACGAAUUUCUUCAUGAGCAACAGCAACGACGUGUCACCCGACCCUGAGUUGAGAGAACGGGGCCUCAACAACGCCAACGAAUACUUCGCCCUCUGGCUCUUCCAAUGGGCAUUUGCUGCGACUGCAGCCACCAUUGUGUCAGGGGCCGUCGCUGAGCGGUGCCAGUUCAGGGCAUACCUGACCUACACCUUUGUCAUCACAGGUCUUAUUUACCCUGUGGUGGUGCACUGGGCAUGGUCGUCUGAGGGUUGGCUGUCUGCCUUCAGGGACGUGAACCACGACGGCGAGCACGAGAUCGUCUUCGAGAAGUCCGUGGGUCUGAUCGACUUCGCGGGCAGCGGCGUGGUGCACAUGACAGGCGGCGGCGCGGCCCUGAUGGCCGCCAUCAUCCUGGGGCCGCGCUACGGGCGCUUCGCCGCCGACGGCAGUGUGAUCGACCUGCCCGGCAGCUCCAUCGCCUUUACCACCCUGGGCGUCCUCAUCCUCUGGUUCGGCUGGUACGGGUUCAAUCCCGUGUCCACGCUGGCGUUCUACGGGUCGAUGUACGUGGCGUCCAAGGCGGCGGUGACGACGACACUGGCCGCCGCGGCGGGUGGCGUGACGGUGCUGGUGGUGCACGUGGCGUUCCACAACCAGCCGGACGUGGCGCCGGCGCUGAACGGCAUCUUGGCUGGCCUGGUGUCCAUCACUGCCGGCUGCUCAGUUGUGGAACCCUAUGGCUCAGUAUGCAUCGGCAUUGUGGGAGGAAUCGUUUACUACUUUUCGUCCUGGGGCCUCAAGAAGCUGCAGAUCGAUGACCCUCUGGACGCCUCUCCUGUGCACUUCUUUAGUGGGAUGUGGGGUGUCCUCUCCGUGGGAUUCUUCGCCACUCCAGUCAACCUCGAGAAUGCAUAUGGCAGCACGACUGACGUCGGCAUCUUCUAUGGGGGCGAAGGCCACCAGCUGGGUGUCCAGCUCCUGGGAGCAACAGCGAUCGGCGUCUGGACGUGUGGCAUAAGCUUUGUACUGUUCAUGGUGCUGCGUAUGACGGGCAGCCUGAGGGUCGCCCAGGAGGACGAGAUCACAGGCCUGGACAUGUCCCACCAUGGCGGCACGGGUUACGGCAUUGGCAAAGUUGGUGGUGUCAACCCCAACUCCAUCACAAGGAGCAAUGGGGUGGGCACUGGCACGGGGUGA